AUGAUUCCUAGGAAUAUUUCAGAUUUUGAGUUCUUGUGUGUGAUAGGGAAGGGUACAUAUGGUAUAGUGUACAAAGCGCUGGACAAGGAAGAAAAGAAAUUGGUAGCAAUAAAAAAAAUUAUAAAUUUGUGCGAUGAUAACUAUGGUAUAAGUAAAAGCAUCCUAAGGGAGUUAACAAUCCUUCAGAAGAUUAACCACAAAAAUAUUAUAAAAUUGAAAUAUAUUUUUUAUGGGAAAGAUAUAGAGGAAAAAUUGAAGGGUGAAAAUUUAGAGAAUUCUUGUUUAUAUUUGGCAUUCGAGUACUGUGAUAUUGAUUUACUCAAUUUUGUGAAAAAAUAUAACAUGAACAUUAGGGAAGUAAAAUAUGUGAUCUUUGAGUUGCUACUAGCCACGUGUUAUUUGCACUCAAAUAAUUACCUACAUAGAGAUAUAAAACCUGAAAAUAUUUUUAUAAAUUCAAGUGGGGAAAUUAAAUUAGGAGACUUAGGAUUAUCAGUUGAAAAAACUGAAAACAUGACUCCAACAGUUGUAACACGCUGGUAUAGAUCACCUGAAAUUAUACUUCAAUCACAAAAUUAUGAUCACAAGGUAGACGUGUGGAGUUUGGGUUGUUUAUUUUCAGAACUCAUAACUGGAAGACCGCUCUUCCCAGGGAAGAAUGACGAAUCGCAGCUAGAUACAAUUUACGACACUCUUGGCGAUAAAUCCAAAAUGGAGAAUGUGGAUGAAGAACGGUACAACAUGUUUCCAUAUUUUGAAACCAAUAUAUUAAAAAAUAUAAUUUGUGAUGAAGGAGCUGCGGAUUUAAUUUCCAAAAUGCUGAUCUAUGACCCAACUUACCGUAUAUCUUCAAAAGAAGCCUUAAAGCAUCAUUGCUUCAAUGACAUGGAACAGAUAAAACCACAAGCCAUUGUGUAA
Plasmodium gonderi is the source of this 918-nucleotide messenger RNA. Its product is annotated as CDK-related protein kinase 6. Gene Ontology annotation, molecular function: RNA polymerase II CTD heptapeptide repeat kinase activity; cyclin-dependent protein serine/threonine kinase activity; ATP binding. The transcript is spliced from 8 exons. The record is from RefSeq and is a predicted model, not a curated record. Gene Ontology annotation, cellular component: nucleus; mediator complex. The coding region runs from base 1 to 918 and encodes 305 amino acids. NCBI's taxonomy places the organism in Eukaryota, Apicomplexa, Aconoidasida, Haemosporida, Plasmodiidae. Gene Ontology annotation, biological process: protein phosphorylation.